Molecule: messenger RNA, 4517 nt
Organism: Salarias fasciatus (jewelled blenny)
Lineage: Eukaryota; Metazoa; Chordata; Actinopteri; Blenniiformes; Blenniidae
Product: putative adenosylhomocysteinase 3
Exons: 17
Coding region: 65-1864 (599 amino acids)
Biological process (GO): L-methionine cycle
Cellular component (GO): cytosol
Source: RefSeq, a predicted model, not a curated record
CCGCCGCUAACAUCCGCUUGACUCGCUAUCGGUGCUGGAAAAAGGACUUUGAGAAACUGCAGCGAUGUCAGUCCAGGUUGUGGCAGCGAAAAUGGCAGAGGUCGAACUCAAAGACGUCCCCACCGGCAAAGAGUUGUCGGCCGAAUCCCCGGUGACACCGACCUCGGAGGGCAAGAACAUCCCCAGAAACGACCCGCACGAGGCAGGUUCCUCCGCUGCUACGUCCCCCGCCGCGGAGCCAUCCGCGAAAGCCGGGGAAGGCUUGCUCACCCCGAUCCCCGCAAAGAUGCCCCAGGCGUCAGCUAUGAAGCGCACGGACCCGCAGCAGAACGGCGGAGAGGCUUUCGUGAACCGAGACGGCACCGUGGCCGAGGCUCCGCGGAUGAAGAAGCAGAUCCAGUUCGCAGACCAGAAGCAAGAGUUCAACAAGCGUCCCUCUAAAAUCGGCCGGCGCUCCCUGUCCCGCUCCAUCUCCCAGUCCUCCACAGACAGCUACAGCUCAGCGGCAUCGUACACAGACAGCUCCGAUGAUGAGACGUCUCCUCGGGACAAACAGCAGAAAAACUCCAAGGGCAACGGGGACUUCUGCAUCAAAAACAUCAAACAGGCAGACUUCGGACGCAGAGAGAUCGAGAUUGCAGAGCAAGAGAUGCCGGCUCUGAUGGCUCUGAGGAAGCGAGCCCAGGGGGAGAAGCCCCUCGCCGGCGCCAAGGUGGUGGGCUGCACCCACAUCACUGCCCAGACUGCUGUGCUGAUGGAAACUCUGUCGGCUCUCGGGGCGCAGUGCCGAUGGGCAGCCUGCAACAUCUACUCCACCCAGAACGAAGUGGCAGCUGCCCUGGCAGAAGGAGGGUUCAGCGUCUUCGCGUGGAAGGGCGAGUCCGAGGACGACUUCUGGUGGUGCAUCGAUCGCUGCGUCAACGUGGAAGGCUGGCAGCCCAACAUGAUUUUGGACGACGGCGGAGACCUGACUCACUGGAUUUACAAAAAGUAUCCAAACAUGUUCAAGAAGAUCAAGGGCAUCGUAGAGGAGAGCGUCACUGGCGUGCACAGGUUGUACCAGCUGUCCAAGGCCGGGAAGCUGUGUGUGCCGGCCAUGAACGUCAACGACUCGGUCACCAAGCAGAAAUUCGACAACCUCUACUGCUGCAGAGAGUCCAUCUUAGACGGGCUGAAGAGAACCACUGAUGUUAUGUUUGGAGGGAAACAGGUGGUGGUGUGUGGAUACGGAGAGGUUGGAAAGGGCUGCUGUGCCGCGCUCAAAGCAAUGGGCUCCAUUGUCUACGUCACAGAGAUCGACCCCAUCUGUGCCUUGCAGGCCUGCAUGGACGGCUUCAGGCUGGUCAAACUCAACGAAGUCAUCAGACAGGUGGACAUCGUCAUCACCUGCACAGGCAAUAAGAACGUGGUGGUGAGAGAGAACCUGGACCGCAUGAAGAACGGCUGCAUCGUCUGCAACAUGGGGCACUCCAACACCGAGAUCGACGUGGCAAGCCUGCGGACUCCUGAACUAACCUGGGAAAGGGUGCGCUCUCAGGUGGAUCAUGUAAUCUGGCCUGAUGGCAAGAGGAUAGUCCUACUGGCAGAGGGCCGCCUGUUGAACCUCAGCUGUUCCACUGUGCCCACUUUUGUGCUCUCCAUCACCGCCACGACCCAGGCGCUGGCUCUGAUAGAGUUGUACAAUGCCCCCGAGGGACGCUACAAACAGGACGUUUACUUGCUGCCCAAAAAGAUGGAUGAGUACGUGGCCAGCCUACAUCUCCCAACAUUCGACGCACAUCUCACCGAGCUGACCGACGAGCAGGCCAAGUAUCUGGGCUUGAACAAGAACGGGCCCUUCAAGCCAAACUACUAUCGGUAUUAACCAGUGUUGGAGUUGAAGUGAAGAAGUACCAACACUCCAGGACUCGCACAGACUCAGAGGAAGAGGACCGAACAGCCAACACACCGGCUUCAUAACCAGGGGGGGGCGGGGCGGGGGGGGGGGGGGGGGGGGCCGGGCUCUGCCUGAGCGCUGGGAGGGGGCGUGACUUUAUUCGUUCUUUCGGCAGCCGUUUUCAUUUCUUCACACUCGACAACAGUAAUAAUAAUAAUAAUAAUAAUAACAAUGAUGAUGACCGGGCGGAGCAGCUCCUGCCAUUUAUUUCCCAGAGGCUCGCUGGCUCGCCCCGCCCCCCCCCCCCCCCCCCCCCCGCCCCCCGACCUUCCUCCCGUCAUUUCGUCAUCAUCACCUUUCCCUCUAGACACGCGUUUCUACGUCGAGUUGUAUGUAAAACCGCUCCUCUCCCCUCCCAUUGCCAGAUCUUUUAUUGUUUAUCUGUUGGAGAUUAAAUCGCUUAAAAGAUAUAUAGCUUAUAAAAAUCUUGAUUAAAAAAAAAAAAAAAAACCCUGUCUGAAUGAGGAUGACGGUUUAGUGACGGAUGAUUUUCUUUUCCCUCUCUGUUUUUGAUGUUGUUACCGUCUUUUCUUUUUUUUUUACUUGUGAUUUUUGAUUAUUUUUUCUCGUGUAAACUUUGUCAGGGUGGAGCUAGACUAAGGGGUAGGCGGGGUCUCAGGGUCCAAUCAUAUCAUUUGUUUUUUUUUUUUUGUUUUUUGAUUUUUUCGUCUUUGAUUGAGAUUCACCAAUUCUCUAUUUGUCAGCAUUUUCUUUACUGAUGCUACUUUCCUUAUUGAUCAGCCUGUAGUUUUGUUCUUAUUUGUUUUUACAUGACUGGAUGGUGAUUGGUUCUUUCCACUUGUCACUCGAACCCACAGUCAAAACAUCUCAUUGGCUGAUUUUUUUUUUUGUUUUCUCCACUUCAAGCUGCUCCCACAAUGAAGUAAUGAAAAGUAUUAAAGUUUUUCAUUCGGUCUUUCAUUUGAAGCAAGGUGUAUUGUUGGAUCAUUACGAGGGGAUACUGUAUAUUUACAUAUUUAUAUAGAAAUGGCAUGUUUUCUAUCUUUUCUCUGCUUCUUGCACAAUCUAAUGUGAGUUCUUUGGAAACAUGAACAUGUCAUACAAACAAGCAAUUAGAUGUUGUAUUGACAGGUGUGACGAAUAGACUCAAACCCUCGUUUUGAAUACUGUGACAAAAUAUUGAGAUAUACCAAAUGUUGCAGCAGGCUGUCGCCAGGCCGGUGCUCGGGCAAAUUUCUUCAGUCAGGUCCUGAUUUAGGGGAGAAAAAAAACCAAACAAAAAAAAAAUAAUACAAGUAUGGUGCUCAUCAGAUUUACUGUAUCUGCCAUACGCUAAUAACACAACUCUUUGGUACUCAGAUGUUAAAUGGUGCAGUUUAAAAACCACUUUAAACUCAUUCGUUCAUUUCAGUCAACAACAAACAAACAUGUAUGUCCAUGUAUAUGUGUCACAGGUCGAUUUCCGCUCCCCUUUCCCCCUUAAAGUAUUUUACCUGAACUUGAAGCUCAUCUGCCAGCUCUGCUUCCACCGAGUGGGAUCAAACACACACACACACACACACAUAUAUACCGCAGCGCGUCAUCCAACCCUGUGUGCUGCGUCGUAUAUGUGAAAUCAAUUCCACCGCUCCUCUGAAACAGCAGGAAAUAGCACAAAAGCUCAGUUUACCAGCAAGAAUAAAUCCUUUGUCUCACAAUUGAAAAACGCCGGCGACGUUUCAGUGGAGUUUUCCACAUUACGACUGAACUUGACUCCAACCAAAGUCUUUGAAGGAGCCGUUCGGCGCUGUGGGAAAGCUGCUUUGUUUUUUUUUUUGUUGUUUUUUUUUUCUUGCCAGUCUGCCGCUACGUACUUGAAAACGAGCGCGGCUUCAGCCUUCGAUCUGCUGUCCAAAAGCACCGUUUGUUUCAUCGUUCUACUUUUUUUUCUUUUCAAGGAAAUCCAGUAAAGCAAGUCAAAAUCUAAGUGUUUAAACCUCUGAUGUUCUGACUGUACACCGAUACGCCAUCAUCCAAGGACGAACUCUCUUCCUGUCACACUGUUCCCUGCCAAUAUCUGUGCAUCUCUGUCUCCUUGUGCAGUUCAAAAUCCCACUUUUGAAGUUGUGUGACUUGUUUUCCUGUUUUUAGUUCUUAAUCCUGUUGUCUUAAGUUUUAUUUUUCUCCUUUUUUUUGUUUUUUUGUUUUGGUUUUUUAAUGUGAAUGUGUGGUAUGCUCUCUACAGAGAGCUGAGAUGACUAUUGAUGACGAUUGUGCGUGCGUGUCUCGAUGUCUUUCUGUAUUUGUACACAUCUUUUUUUUCUUUCCUUUUUUUGCUUUCUUUGUAGGCCGUAGUUGCUUCGUUAACAGCUGCCUCAGGAUCCUAGCCUGUGGGGUUAGGGGGGAGAAACUGUUUUGGUUUUUCGUCGGCGCCGAGCUGACCGACACGCGGGUGGGCAGGGGGAAGACACCAGCAUCGUAUGUGUAUAUAUACAUAUUAUAUACAGAUAUGACAACCUUUAAAAAAAAAAAGUAUAGGAAGGUAAAAGAAGAAUCGACUCCUGUAUUUAUUGUUGUAAAUCCUCAUACGCUGCAAACUGGCAGAAAUUCUCAAACAUGUUUUAAGUUGUCUAAUAAAGAU